This is a messenger RNA of Mangifera indica (mango), 1100 nucleotides long. Its product is annotated as DNA-directed RNA polymerase III subunit RPC8-like. Gene Ontology annotation, biological process: transcription initiation at RNA polymerase III promoter; DNA-templated transcription. Gene Ontology annotation, cellular component: RNA polymerase III complex. The record is from RefSeq and is a predicted model, not a curated record. Bases 243 to 821 code for a protein of 192 amino acids. The transcript is spliced from 8 exons. Lineage: Eukaryota; Viridiplantae; Streptophyta; Magnoliopsida; Sapindales; Anacardiaceae.
AUUUGCGACUAAUUUUGUUUUUUGUAUUUUCCCUUAAAAAAAAAACACCCUUCUCCAAGUUCCCGCGGCGGCACCCACGCACGAAUUCGACUCUCGCCACGCCGCUCCCUCAACUCCAUCCCACCAAACCUCCCCUGGUGACAGCCGCUGCAUCCCACCCCGAUCCCCGCUACCUCUACUUAACUCGACUCAACACUUCCUAUCCGAAUAAUCAUAACCGCUAGUUAAAGGAGACGGUGAAAAUGUUUUACCUUAGCAGAAUUGAGCACACAUUGCGUUUGCCGCCUCAUCUCCUUGGCAAUCCUCUUGAUGAAGCUGUUAAAUCAGAGUUAGAAGGUAUUUUCUUGGAUAAGGUUGUUGCAAAUUUGGGACUCUGCAUUUCUGUGUAUGAUAUCUGCAAAAUUGAAGGUGGCUUUAUUUUUCCAGGGGAAGGUGCUUCCACAUAUGCGGUUGAGUUUAGAAUGGUUGUAUUUCGCCCCUUUGUGGGAGAGGUUAUCACUGCAAAACUCAAAGAAUCUGAUGCCAAUGGUUUGCGCUUAUCUCUUGGGUUUUUUGAUGACAUUUACAUACCUUUUCAUCUUUUGCCAAGUCCAUCUCAUUCCGAGUCUGACCCUGACAAAAGGUACAAUGUCCGAUGGAUAUGGGAAUUUGGAGAUACAAAAUAUCCGAUCGAUGGAAUAGACGAGAUCAAGUUUCGAGUUAUUAGUGUUAAGUAUCCUCCAAUUCCUAUUGAGCAACCGGAAGGAUCAAAGCCAUUUGCCCCUAUGGUGGUUACUGGAUCGGCUGAUUACGAUGGUCUCGGUCCUGUUUCAUGGUGGUAGGUUGUUUGUGAUCUUAUUCUAUGAAGCAGAGGAAGUAUUUCUUUUAUGCUUGUUACAUUAUAUCUGCUUUUAAAAGUAGAAAUUAGACCAGUCUCGGCUUGGUUCAGUUCAAUGUUCUAAAUCUCACUUAAAUAGGAAAAUUUGAUGAUAUCUGUAGCUAGGGUUAAUUUGUUAUUGUAUCUAGUUUCUAAAUUUUCAUUCCAAAGGUUGUCAACAAGUAAUUGAUGAGCAGCUAAUUACGGUUUCAUUUCAAAGUCUAAGAAGGUUGAAGUUUGUGGA